AUGCAUCUCAGAACUAAUGCGAUCAAUGAGAUCAAAAGUCGCAUGACUGCUCUUGAGAACUCAUUGUCCCAAUUAAUCGCUAUCCAGACCAAGCAAACGCCUAUCAGCCCAAGGGAUAGUUGCACGUCAAGGAAAAGAAAUCGAGCUGAAGCUUUUGAUGAAGCUGCAUACCUUUCCAGAGAGUUGGCUCCACCUUUUGCUUAUGGGAGUAGUGUCUCACAUCCCACCCCUCCUUUUUCAGCUGCUGAAGCCCAUACAUUGAUCCAGGAAGAACUUAGUCGCACGACUGGGCUGAACUCCUCGAAACAAGCGGUCUUUCGUUCAGCACUAUCAUCGUUGAAAGAUAUUCUGAACACGUCAUUGGGACACGCGCAUGAUUUCGGCGAAAUUGAUCUAAACAAAUCAGUCAAACCGCAUAUUACUAUCAUGCAAUGGAUGUUACAAUCGACCGACUCUGGACGAGCCGUGUGUUCUGGUUCCAGCUUCAUGCCCUUCACCUCAAGAACGACAAUUGCAAGAAUGUGUCGAAUAAUAGUUGAAGCAGACAUUGAGGACACGAGUCUUGCCAGUCUGAUUUGCGUAUGUUCAUAUGCGGGUUACUUCAUCCAAGAGAUUGUUCUUUCAGUGCAUAGAGAUAACAGUGGACUUGAGGAUGAGUUUCGCCGUGAGGCUUUAUACUACUUCGAAACUGCGAGAAUAGCUACCGGCCAGUUCAUAAAAACCAGUCCUGCUGCGAGUCUGAGUAAUCUCCAGGCUUUGACAUAUGGCGUUCUUCUCGCUCAAGAGGUGGGAGAUUACGCCUCUGCAUGGGCAAUCAUUGAAUAUGCGAGCAAGAUGUGUAUGGAUAUGAACCUACAUAAAUCUAUAUAUCAGCAAGCAGAACAAGCUGAUGAAGCAUACUAUUGCUUCGCUCUUUGCUACAAAAACGAUAAAGGGCUCGCAAUGAAUCUUGGCAAAACUGGAUUCCUUGCUGACUCGAGUAUCGAGGUUGAUUUAUUACGUCCACCAAGUGCGAAGGCAGAAGUUCUGGACAACUUCAGAAUAUAUCUAGAGCUUUCCAUUAUUCAGAGUCGUAUUAUUAGUGAUUUACGCCCAGCCCCCCCAAAGAGCAAACCAAAGAUUAUGGACAAACUGGUUGCGGCAAUGCAGUCAAUCUGGCAAUUGAAUCUUGAGCAUCAGAACAAACGCAAAAGUAUUGUCAGCAAAUGGGACUUUAAGUUAGAAUCAGAAAUGGUCAACUUUGCAUUUUAUUCGGUGCAGACAGUGCUUUUUCACUCGGGUGCAGCACGGAUUCAAAAUCGGGAAUAUAAUUCGGCAUCACUUAGAGCUGCAAGAUUGGCUUUGAAUGCCAUCCAGAACUCUAGGAAGCUGUCGGAGCUGUCCCAGUAUAAGAGUACUUACAUGAGAUUGUCACUCGCUUACUGGACCAUUCUCCACUAUCCUUUUACAGCAUUCUUUGUACUAUUCUGUAAUAUCGUAUCAACGAGGCAUUCCCCUGACUACGAAAUGAUGCAGGAGUUCGUUGCCUAUCUGGAAGAUGUCAAAGAUAUCAGCGUUUCCGUUGCCAAGUUAUAUAAACUUUGCAUCCCGUUUUGCUCUCUAGCUUCUAGUGUUCUGACGACGAGGGACGAGCAACAACCAUUAUCACCAGAAGGAAAUCACUAUGAACCUUCAGAUACUGUACCGUCUCCGCCAGCACCUCCCUCAAAACCUAGCCCUCAACCUCCUCCAUUUCAACGUCUUUUCGGGUCACUAUCGCAACAUAGUCCAAUUUUACAUUCAAGUCAAACGAAUCAACAAACACCAAAUGCCACAUACAACCAGGAAUUCCUGUGGGACUUUACAGAUACCCAGCCAAUGCUACAAUGGCUUGAGUCGGAUUUUUCAGCAUUGGAAGAUAGCUGGGGUAUAGACUGGAACGCCUAUCCCCAAUAA
Glarea lozoyensis ATCC 20868 is the source of this 1935-nucleotide messenger RNA. RefSeq lists its product as uncharacterized. Bases 1 to 1935 code for a protein of 644 amino acids. Gene Ontology annotation, biological process: DNA-templated transcription. The record is from RefSeq and is a predicted model, not a curated record. Gene Ontology annotation, molecular function: zinc ion binding; DNA binding. Lineage: Eukaryota; Fungi; Ascomycota; Leotiomycetes; Helotiales; Helotiaceae. The transcript is spliced from 6 exons.